AUGCCAUUUUGUCGAACAUUAAAUGCCAAGGAACUACAAGAGCUAGAUGAUUGGAUGAUCCAUAAGCAGAUCAAGCUAGACAAUCGCACACGUCGCGAUCUAUCCGAUGUUGUGACCGUCGCUCGACUCUUUAGGAAAGUCAAUGCAAAGCUGGUAGACAUGUACAAUUUUAGCUCGCACAGUAGCUUUGCAUUAAAGUUGGAAAACUGGAAGAUGUUUAAUUUGAAAGUACUGCGAAAAUUGGGUUUUAAAUUGUCUCGCAACGAUCUAGAGCAGCUUGCCUCGGCCAGACUAACCGCUGCGCAAUCGCUGCUCUAUCAUUUGAUGUGCACCGAGCGAGAUGGACCCAAACUAAAAUUCCAACGACAAAUGCAUCCUCUGAUGGCGGUGGCAACCCAGGAAGACAUUCAGAUGGUUAGAAAUAAUUUGGCAGGUAACACCUCGAAUCAAAUGCCAGUGCAGCUGCUGGAAAACGAUAAGGAGCCUGCAGAGGACCCCAAGCAAGUGCCAUAUACAGUGUAUAAGCAAUUGAUUCAGGAGAAACACAAGAAGGAAAAAUAUAUCAGCUCAGUGCGCCAAAAAGUUAGGUUACUUCAAAGCCUCAUCUUGGUAAAAGAAGAGCGGAUCAACAAUCUAAUGAAACGUCUGGCCACACUUUCCAAACACACUCCACUUUAA
Messenger RNA from Drosophila novamexicana, 678 nucleotides. RefSeq names its product sperm flagellar protein 1-like. Lineage: Eukaryota; Metazoa; Arthropoda; Insecta; Diptera; Drosophilidae. Bases 1 to 678 code for a protein of 225 amino acids. Gene Ontology annotation, molecular function: microtubule binding. The record is from RefSeq and is a predicted model, not a curated record. Gene Ontology annotation, cellular component: axoneme. The transcript has a single exon. Gene Ontology annotation, biological process: regulation of cytoskeleton organization.